Cynara cardunculus var. scolymus (artichoke) is the source of this 1542-nucleotide messenger RNA. Its product is annotated as lysine-specific demethylase JMJ30. The record is from RefSeq and is a predicted model, not a curated record. Gene Ontology annotation, molecular function: 2-oxoglutarate-dependent dioxygenase activity. The coding region runs from base 29 to 1273 and encodes 414 amino acids. The transcript is spliced from 6 exons. Lineage: Eukaryota; Viridiplantae; Streptophyta; Magnoliopsida; Asterales; Asteraceae.
GAACCUUCUCCUCCUCAAUCAACCACCAAUGGCCAACCACCACCGCGACGACGUCUUCGGAACUCCGGUGUUAGAUGACCAAGCACACAGCCUCCUUCAAAGCAUAUCGGAAGAAGGUGGUUAUGCUUAUGUGAGUAUGUCAACACGCGCCGCUGCCGGAGACAUUCGAGCUGCAGAGGCGGCGCGUGAGAUGGCGUGGGAGCAACUUCACUCCGGUCCCUGGCACUCGGUGCUGCCUGUGUGGAGAGACGCGUACUCGAUGGCGUGUUUGCACGUCGCCAAAUUUCAUUAUGCUAAUGGUGACUUCAGAGAGGCGCUUAGGGUUUUAGAUAUGGGAUUGAUAAUGGGAGGGAUGGUUUUGCGUAAGGAUUUGGAUUCGGCUGUGGAAAAGGCGACGGAGAGAGCGAAUGCUCUUCUUAGGGUUUCGGAAGAAUCUGUUAAUGGCUCUGCUAAUGCUAAAUUGCUAACAAAUCAAAAUGCAAUUAACUUGAUGGAGGUCGUUCAAAGCUUACCCAAGAGGUCAUUGUCUUGUAAACUUGUUGGGAAGAGAUCUGCCCUUUCAUUGGAGGGAUUUAUGCGUGACUAUUUCCUCUCGGGUUCACCAGUUUUGUUAAGUGAUAGUAUGACUCAUUGGCCGGCUAGGACCAAGUGGAAUGACUUGAAUUACCUUAAAAAGGUUGCUGGCUACCGCACAGUUCCCGUCGAGAACAUCUUGCAGGUUGGAAAAAACUAUUUAUGCACUGAUUGGAAGCAAGAGAUGUUAACAUUCUCUGAGUUCCUUGAGAGAAUUCAGUCCAAAAGUUCUGCCGCCCCUACUUAUUUAGCCCAACAUCCCUUGUUUGAUCAGAUACAAGAGCUAUGGAAUGAUAUUGUCAUCCCUGACUACUGUUUUGCUGGUGGAACUGAGAUGAAGUCGGUUAACGCAUGGUUUGGUCCAGCUGGGACAGUGACACCAUUACACCAUGACCCCCACCAUAAUAUUCUUGCUCAGGUUGUUGGAAAAAAAUACGUCAGGCUCUAUCCAGCUUCGUUGUCUGAGGAGCUUUACCCACAUUCUGAAUCCAUGUUGAAGAAUUCCAGCCAGGUCGACCUGGACAACAUGGAUGCAAAUGAAUUCCCAAAGAUCCAAGACCUGGAAUUCGUAGACUGCAUUUUAGAGGAAGGCGAGAUGCUUUAUAUCCCUCCCAAAUGGUGGCACUAUGUUCGAUCUCUCACUACAAGCCUUUCGGUCAGUUUUUGGUGGAGUGCUGCACCAAGCUCACCAACAUCCUGAUUUGGUAAACCGACUUUAGCUUCUGUGUUAAAUUUUUAUAUAUCAGGUAAGUCAAUUCAAGUUACCAAAUUGUCAGCAAUCAUUAUUAUUAUUAUAUCAGUGGAAUUGUUCCCUUUUCAUUGCGAUGCUACUGGUACAUUCUUAUUAAAACUUAUUCCUUCUGAAUAUUAGGGGUUCAUAUAUGUAGAAGAAAAGCCAAUCUCUUUCUUUGAGAGGCUUGUAACAUUGUACAAUCUCUUUCUUGUUAAUUCUAUCCAUUUUAAGUCUAA